UACCUGUCCGAGUCCGACUAACUCUUUUGUAAUUGCAAAUUAUUACCUAACCAUUCUUGUUCUUCCGUCUGGAGGACAUUGAUGGUAUUGAAUCUUGCAAUUUUCCCAACAAAAACUGAUCCACAGUCCACACCUAUCUCAGUUAACCUGUUCCGCUGAUCUGCGGAUUCUGCCUUCUUUGUAUUCUAGCCAGAAAGAGAAAGAGAAGGUGACUUUUCAGUCGCACUUCUACCGAUUUGUGAGAUUCCGAAACCAUAAUGUUAUUGAAUUUGAAACCCUUCAAUUCAUUCGCCAUAACGAUGCUAGGUCUCUCACUUCUCAUUCUUUUUUGUUACAUUUUCUUCGAUUUUCCCUCCACCACCACUUCUUCAAUCCCAAUUCCAACAAGUCAAACGCUAAGUCAACUUCAAUUACAUCCCCAAUCUGAUCCAGAACCGUUUCAGCUGUUGUUGGCUGCUUUCAGAAAAUGGGAUUCUCAAGUAGGUUGUUCUAAUUUUAAAGCAAAACAUGUGGAUUUGAUGAAACAAGGGUCAAAUUCAUCAUCUUUGCAACGUGAUGAUCGUGAUUAUCAAUGCAGUGAGUUGAAGAUGAAUCAUGUGGGUGUGUUGAUCAAAGGAUGGACUUGGAUUCCUGAUAAUUUGGAUAAUUUGUAUUCGUGUAGAUGCGGUUUGAGCUGUUUGUGGACGAAAUCGCCUGUUCUUCUUGAUAAACCGGAUGCCUUGCUCUUUGAGACCACCACACCUCCAUCUCGAAGACGCAAGGGAGAUCCGCUUCGUGUGUAUAUGGAUCUUGAGGCGGGUCGAAAAAGAUCCGGUUUUGAAGACAUUUUUAUCAGCUACCAUGCCAAAGAUGAUGUUCAGUCAACUUAUGCUGGUGGCCUCUUUCAUAAUAACCGUAAUUAUUAUCUUUCUUCCUAUAAGAACAACGAAACUCUGGUUUAUUGGUCAUCCUCACGGUGUCUCCCUGAAAGGAAUAAAGUCGCAAAGACAAUACUCGGUUUAUUAUCUCAUCAUUCAUUUGGCAAGUGCCUGAACAAUGUAGGUGGUCUGGACAUGGCACUUUCUCUAUACCCCGAGUGCACUAAAGACCCGAAUUCAGCCCCUCAAUGGUGGGACCAUCUUCAUUGUGCCAUGUCACACUAUAAAUUUGUUUUAGCAAUUGAAAACACCUACACCCAGAGCUAUGUAACCGAGAAGUUGUUUUACGCAUUGGAUUCGGGGGCGGUUCCCAUAUAUUUUGGUGCACCGAAUGUGAUGGAUUUUGUGCCUCCGCAUUCCAUUAUUGAUGGGUCAAAGUUUAAGUCAAUGGAGGAAUUGGCUGAUUAUGUCAAGGCACUUGCUAAUGAUCCGGUUGGGUAUGCAGAGUAUCAUGCUUGGAGACGCUGUGGUGUGGUCGGGAACUAUGGGGACACACGCGCCACGAGUUUAGACACACUGCCGUGUCGCCUCUGUGAGGCUGUUAGCCGCAGAGCUGGUAGGGAUAGAUGUAUUAUCUUCUUCUCUGUGGACAUUGAAGUGAAGCCAAGCCACAUGAGUUAG
This is a messenger RNA of Lactuca virosa, 1538 nucleotides long. The record is from the annotation of a GenBank genome assembly. NCBI's taxonomy places the organism in Eukaryota, Viridiplantae, Streptophyta, Magnoliopsida, Asterales, Asteraceae.